CCUCAGUUGUCUUUGUUAGGGGUGCAACCACCAUCUCCUUCUUUUCCGCUCCCUCCAUGGUCGUCGCUUGUAUGGGAUGAGUCUUGGCCCAGCUCGACGGUGAUUGCAAAGGCUCAUUGGCGUUUAUUCACCCCAUCUCUAACAAAUGUUGUGUCCAUCUCUAAGCCGGAGCUUCCUCAAUCUCAACCAUCUGAUUUUUCUUCCAGCUCAAUAACAAUUCCAAAAGUGCAAUCACCGUCUCUUCCCUUGCUGCCCUCUCCUUCGCCUUUAUCCUCCACAUAGCCAGUGAAUGUUGUGUCCCACUCUGUACCGGAAAUGCCUCAGUCUCUACCACCAGGGUUACGCUCGAGCUCAACUACUCCAGUUCCGAAGGUGCAACCACCGCCUCUUGAUUCGCAGCUCCUUUCUCAACUUUUACCUGCCGGCACCGCGCACACUUAUUUACCACCACUGAACCCUCAUCCCCAUCCCAUGCAACCACAAAUGGCAACUGAUAAUCCCAAUCACGCAAAUCCUGAUCAUCAGCCACUUUCGGGCGAGGUUAAGUGCCUAACCUGUAGAAGAAAUUUCGAUCUUAAUCUUAAUGAGGUUGAUAAAUGGAACGAAACGAAGCAAGAUUACUUGAGGAAUAGCCAGCAGGUGGAAUGUAAGGGACACAAUUUUAAAGAAUGGCCUUCGGCUUCUCUUGAUUGCCCUACAUGCGGUCCAACUGGAUUUGCAAUACCUCUCAUAGAGAAGAGAAGCAUAGAUGGGCAGGUCAGUGUUGAAGGACAAGAGACUACUCUCGAUCUUUCUUCGACCUCCGACGAUGAUGACAACCAGGCACCGACCGUCGGCCACUCAGCUAAGACAACUACUGUGCUGCCCUUGCCGCCGCAAGCAACUCUACAUGAGUUUGGUUCAAAGUCUAUGGCUCUACCACUAUCUCGUCCUUCGUCGCCUUCUCCUCAGUUGUCUCUGUUAGGGGCGCAACCACCAUCUCCUUCUUUUUCGCUCCCUCCACCGUCGUCGCUUGUAUGGGAUGAGUCUUGGCCCAGCUCAACGGUGGUUGCAAAGGCUCCUUGGCGUUUAUCCACCCCAUCUCUAACAAAUACUACUCUCGAUCUUUCUUCGACCUUCGACGAUGAUGACAACCAGGCACCGACCGUCGGCCACCCAGCUGAGACAACUACUGUGCUGCCCUCGCCGUCGCAGGCAACUCUACAUGAGUUUGGGGCGCAACCACCAUCUCCUUCUUUUCCGCUCCCUCCACGGUCGUCGCUCGUAUGGGAUGAGUCUUGGCCCAGCUCGACGGUGGUUGCAAAGGCUCCUUGGCGUUUAUUCGCCCCAUCUCUAACAAAUGUUGUGUCCAUCUCUGAGCCGGAGCUUUCUCAGUCUCAACCAUUUGAGUUUUCUUCCAGCUCAAUAAUAGUUCCGAAAGUGCAAUCACCGUCUCUUCCUUUGCUGCCCUCUCCUCCGCCUUUAUCCUCCACACAACUAGCGAAUGCUGUGUCCCACUCUGUAUCGGAGAUGCCUCAGUCUCUACCACUAGAGUUACGCUCGAGCUCAACUAUUCCAGUUCCGAAGGUGCAACCACCGCCUCUUGAUUCGCCGCUCCCUUCUCAACUUUUACCCACCGGCACCGCGCCCACUCAUUUACCACCACUGAACCCUUAUCCCCAUCCCAUGCAACCACAAAUGACAGCCGAUAAUCCCAAUCCCGCAAAUCCUAAUCAUCAACCGCUUCCGUUAGUACUUGCAACACCACCACCACGAGCACCAUGAGUUUGGGCUAUUGAUAGUAGAGCCAAAGGUUUCUUUUGAUGCUAUUGGACUCAGAAGGAAGCAGAAGGAUCUCGGUCUCAGAUUUUUGUUGUGAAUACUGAAUUUUGUUCAUUGCUGACUAGUUAUGGAUUUCUUCUUGAACUUGGUUUGCCAGUAAUGCUCUGUAACAUUCAUAAGACAGAUUUUCUGUUGUGGUUCUGCGACACAGGUUUUUUUUUUUUUUUUUGCCAUAGGUUCUGAAAAUUGUUUGAAUGGAAUUGUUAGAAGCUAUUGGGCCGGCCUUUAAUGUGUUGAUGAUUAGGACUCUAACUGUUUGAAGUCUGUCUCUUCCAAGUCUACUUUUUAUUCGGUUUAGUAUGUUUGGAUACCAUUUCUCUUUCCUCUCACGAUCUAUAUAAUUAAAGGAAUUAAAAGAAA
This is a messenger RNA of Rubroshorea leprosula, 2181 nucleotides long. NCBI's taxonomy places the organism in Eukaryota, Viridiplantae, Streptophyta, Magnoliopsida, Malvales, Dipterocarpaceae. The record is from the annotation of a GenBank genome assembly.